This is a messenger RNA of Anastrepha obliqua, 408 nucleotides long. RefSeq lists its product as uncharacterized. The coding region runs from base 1 to 408 and encodes 135 amino acids. The record is from RefSeq and is a predicted model, not a curated record. The transcript is spliced from 3 exons. NCBI's taxonomy places the organism in Eukaryota, Metazoa, Arthropoda, Insecta, Diptera, Tephritidae.
AUGAAAUUGGAAUACGAUACAAAUCCAUUCAAGCGACCGAUGAAUGCGCUACAAAAGCAAUGGUACCGCGUACUUAUUGCAAGACGUGUUGGCUAUGGGCCACCAAGCUCGUUGAAUAAUGCCAACCAAAUGCAAACAUACCAACAAGUUUGCCAACGGCGUUACGUGGACGCAUUCCGUCGUUACAAUGCACAGUUCCGCAAGGAAAUUCAGCAACAUGAAGCCAUGCAACCGACUGCCAUUGAUGCGAUGCGUGUUCACAGAACCUUUGCCAUAACAACACUUUGGCCGCCAUUACACUCGAAACGCGAAAUCAACCUGACGUUGGAACAAUUGGAGAAGGUUUUGAGUGUCAAAGAACGGCGUCGUUUGGAGGAGAUACUCAAGCGCGAAACGAAGCGCAGAUAA